Molecule: messenger RNA, 1689 nt
Organism: Lontra canadensis (Northern American river otter)
Lineage: Eukaryota; Metazoa; Chordata; Mammalia; Carnivora; Mustelidae
Gene: LPCAT1
Product: lysophosphatidylcholine acyltransferase 1
Exons: 14
Coding region: 16-1629 (537 amino acids)
Molecular function (GO): calcium ion binding
Source: RefSeq, a predicted model, not a curated record
CGGCGGGCGGCGGCCAUGAGGCUGCGGGCGCGCGGUCCCCGGGCCGCCCCCGGCUCCAGCGCCGCCUCCAGCGUGGGGGCCGGCGACGUGCGGCGGCUGGCGCCCCCGGGGCGGAACCCCUUCGUGCACGAGCUGCGCCUCAGCGCCCUGCGGAAGGCCCAGGUCGCGCUCAUGACGCUGACGCUCUUCCCCUUGCGGCUGCUGCUCGUCGUGGCCAUGAUGCUGCUCGCGUGGCCCUUUACAUUCUUCGCGUCGCUGCGCUCCGUGGACGGGGACCCCGAGCAGCCCCCAGCCGCCUGGCGCAAGGUAGUGGACUUCCUGCUCAAGGCCAUCAUGCGCACCAUGUGGUUUUCCGGAGGCUUCCACUGGGUGGUCAUGAAGGGUCAGCAGGCCUCUCCGUCAGAGGCCGCCAUCCUCACGCUGGCUCCACACUCCUCCUACUUCGAUGCCAUUGCCGUCACCCUGACGAUGUCGUCCAUCGUAAUGAAGGCGGAGAGCAGAGACAUCCCAAUAUGGGGAACUCUGAUAAAGUACAUCCGGCCGGUGUUCGUGUCUCGGUCUGACCAGGACUCCCGCAGGAAGACCGUGGAGGAGAUCAGGAGGCGCGCACAGUCCAAUGGAAAGUGGCCACAGAUAAUGAUUUUUCCAGAAGGAACGUGUACCAACAGGACCUGCCUCAUUACCUUCAAGCCCGGCGCCUUCAUCCCGGGGGUCCCCGUGCAGCCCGUGGUUCUGCGGUACCCAAACGAACUGGACACCAUCACGUGGACGUGGCAAGGACCCAGCGCGUUGGAGACCCUGUGGCUCACACUGUGUCAGUUUCACAAUCGUGUGGAAAUCGAGUUCCUGCCUGUGUACAGCCCGUCGGAGGAGGAGAAGAAGGACCCUGCGCUGUACGCCAGCAACGUGCGGCGCGUCAUGGCCGAGGCUCUGGGCAUCUCCGUAACCGACUACACAUUUGAGGACUGCCAGCUGGCCCUGGCGGAAGGACAGCUCCGGCUUCCCGCGGACACCUGCCUUCUCGAAUUCGCCAGGCUGGUGAGGCGCCUGGGGUUAAAGCCAGAAACGCUUGAGAAAGAUCUGGCUAGAUAUUCUGAAAGCGCCAGGACACAGAGGGGAGGACGGUUGGGCCUCCCUGAGUUCGCGGAGUACCUGGGCGUCCCGGUCUCAGACACGCUGGAAGACAUGUUCUCCCUGUUUGAUGAGAGCGGAGAAGGCAGGAUGGACCCUCGGGAGUACGUGGUCGCCCUGUCUGUUGUCUGCCGUCCUGCCCGGACUCUGGACACCAUCCAGCUGGCAUUCAAGAUGUACGGGUCACAGGACGGUGACAUCGAUGAGGACGCCCUGUCCAGCAUCCUCAAGACUGCCCUAGGGGUGGCAGAGCUCAGCGUGACCAACCUCUUCCAGGCCAUUGACCAGGAGGGGACGGGGCGGAUCACAUUUGCGGAUUUCUGCAGUUUUGCAGAAACGUUCCCCAACUUCGCAGAGGAGUACCUAUACCCCAAGCAGACACACUCGGACGGCAGCGCACAGACGCCACUAGCUCCAACCCCCAAUGGCUUCUGCGCGGACUUCAGCCCCGAAAACUCGGACUUUGGAAGGAAACCUUCCCGUGAGAAACUGGACUAGGACAGAAGGCUCUGGAGAGAUGUGGCUCUGUGCGUGUGCCGGCCUCGGCCCGAGUUCCAC